AUGACGGACUCGUAUGCUUCCUCGCGCAAUGGCGACGUCCCCACGAACGGCACGCCCGAUGGCGUCGCCAGCCCGGCCCCUGCUGUUAUCCGCAAAAAGCUGACGGGCUACGUUGGAUUCGCCAACCUGCCGAACCAGGUCCACAGGAAGAGCGUGCGGAAGGGCUUCCAGUUCACCGCCAUGGUCGUCGGCGAGUCGGGCUUGGGCAAGUCGACGUUGAUCAACACCCUCUUCAACACGACCCUUUACCCUCCCAAGGAGCCUCUGCCGCCCGCGGCGGAGCGUCCCAAGACGGUUGCCAUUGAGAGCAUUGGUGCUGACAUUGAAGAGAACGGUGUUCGCCUGCACCUCACGGUGGUUGACACGCCCGGGUUUGGCGACUUCGUGAACAACGACGAGAGCUGGAGGCCUAUCGUCGAAAACAUCGAAUCCCGGUUCGACUCGUACCUCGAGCAGGAGAACCGCGUCAACCGCCAGAAGAUUGUUGAUAACCGCGUACACGCGUGUCUUUACUUCAUUCAGCCCACUGGACACUCGCUCAAACAACUCGACAUCGAGUUCAUGCGCCGGCUGCACACGAAGGUCAACCUAAUUCCCGUCAUUGCCAAGGCGGACACUAUGACCGAGGAGGAAACCGCGGACUUCAAAGCUCGCAUUCUUUCGGACAUUGCCUACCAUAACAUCCACAUUUUCCAGGCGCCGACGUAUGAGAACGAAGACGAGGAGACUAUCAUGGAGGCCGAGGAGAUCGCCAGCAAGAUCCCCUUCGCUGUCGUGGGCUCCGACCAGCUCGUCAAGACGCCUGAUGGCCGCGAGGUCCGCGGUCGCGCCUACCCCUGGGGUGUCGUUGAGGUCGACAACGAGGAGCACUGCGACUUCGUGAAGCUGCGCCAAAUGCUUGAGCUCCGCGAGUACACCAACGACGUGCUCUACGAGAACUGGCGCACGGAGAAGCUCUUGAGCAUGGGUGUUGCUCAGGACUCUUCUGUGUUCAAGGAGGUCAACCCUGCUGCACGUCUCCAGGAGGAGCGUGUUCUUCACGAGGCCAAACUCGCCAAGAUGGAGGCCGAGAUGAAGAUGGUGUUCCAGCAGAAGGUGCAGGAGAAGGAGGCGAAAUUGAAGCAGUCCGAGGAGGAGCUCUACGCGCGCCACAAGGAGAUGAAGGACGCCCUCGAGAGGCAGCGUGCCGAUCUGGAGGAGAAGAAGCGCCGCAUCGAGAGCGGUCGUCCUCUUACUCCCGAAAAGGGCUCCAGCAAGGUCCGCAAGGGCUUCUUGCGCGCAUAA
Messenger RNA from Schizophyllum commune H4-8, 1284 nucleotides. RefSeq names its product Septin. Gene Ontology annotation, cellular component: septin complex; septin ring; cytosol. The transcript has 9 exons. NCBI's taxonomy places the organism in Eukaryota, Fungi, Basidiomycota, Agaricomycetes, Agaricales, Schizophyllaceae. Gene Ontology annotation, molecular function: GTPase activity; molecular adaptor activity; GTP binding. Gene Ontology annotation, biological process: cytoskeleton-dependent cytokinesis. The coding region runs from base 1 to 1284 and encodes 427 amino acids. The record is from RefSeq and is a predicted model, not a curated record.